Mucor mucedo is the source of this 816-nucleotide messenger RNA. Its product is annotated as amino acid permease-domain-containing protein. The record is from RefSeq and is a predicted model, not a curated record. The transcript has 4 exons. Gene Ontology annotation, biological process: amino acid transmembrane transport. Lineage: Eukaryota; Fungi; Mucoromycota; Mucoromycetes; Mucorales; Mucoraceae. Bases 1 to 816 code for a protein of 271 amino acids. Gene Ontology annotation, cellular component: membrane. Gene Ontology annotation, molecular function: L-amino acid transmembrane transporter activity.
AUGGUUGGGAUAUUUUCUCGUGGGGCAGGUUUAGCACAGGGAGCGACAGUGUUUGGAAGCAAUAUAAUUUAUGCAAUUGGUGGACCUAGCUACACAAACAAUUGGGGAGCUCGAGGAUUUGCAGGGUUUGCUGGUCUUUCUGGGCGGUUUUCCGACGGACCAGACUUAUCUGAAAACUUUUCAUUUGACGGAACUUUGAAGAAUCCUGGAUCUUACGCAAGUGCAAUUUACUACGUAAUUUAUGCUUAUGGGGGUUGUUAUUCAGCUUAUCUGGCCGUUUUACCUCUUUCUGUAAUUAGAGCAUCUAAUCUGACAGUUGCAGCCAACCUAUUUAAUACGGCCUUUGGUGGCAUUUUUGGCUCACGGGUGCUACCAGUUCUUGUAGGUAGCUCCUCAUUCGGAUUUGUCGGUGUCGUGUUCUAUUCUGGUUCUAGGGUUGUCCUUGAAGCUUCUCGACAAGGAUUUUUGCCUUACGAUCGGUUUUUUAGUAAAGUCCAUCCCAAGCUGCAUACGCCAAUUUAUUCACUUGUGCUACUUUAUGUUAUUGCAUUAAUAUUUUUAUUAGCGCCUCCUCCUGGGUCCGCAUUUCAAUUCAUUGUUGCUUUUACUGGUUACGGAAAUUAUUUUUUCUCAGCCAUGAGUGUUAUCGGUCUGCUUAUUUUGCGUCGUACACAGCCCAAUAUCAAACGUCCACUCAAAGUACCUGUAGUCGUGGCUAUUUUUUUCAUAAUCAUUUGUUUGUACACAUUAGUCUUUGUAUUCGUACCGCCUGAAACAAAACCUAACGGGUAUCCAUACUGGCGUAAGUUUUAUUAA